AAAAAGGCAAAGAUAAAAAUCAAACCUAAAGCUCAUUUUCUCUCAAAAGAACAAAGCAAGAAUCUCAGCCCCAUCUCUCUCACCUCUCAACUUUCUUCUUCUUCUUCUUCUUCCUCUUCUUUCUUCCUAUGUCAAAUGAAAAGAAAAACCCUUACCAGUAUGACCCUUUCGACUACAACCCCCAUGAAAUCAACAGGUCAAGCUUUCCAUUCUUCAAUUAUGGCACUCCCUCCAUACAAGAUCCACAAAACCUACAUGGGUUCGAAUCCGAUCACCCCAAUUCUUCGUUCAUGAGCUUCACUGACUGCCUCCAUGGCUCAAUGGACUACAACACCCUCUCAAGAGCCUUUGACAUGUCAUGUUCUUCAUCUGAAGUCAUUUCUCCCCAGUUGGAUCAUGAGAAUUCCAAGAACCAGCAGGCUGCUGCAGCUGCAGGUGUAGGAGAUCACUCGGUGGGGACUAGCACCACCGAAAACCCAUCUACACCAAACUCCUCAGUUUCUUCAUCAUCUAAUGAAGGUGCUGGUUCUCAUGAACAUGAAGAUUCAGAGAAGAAGAAGAAAGAAAAGCAGCCAAAAGUGGCAGUGUGUGAUGAAGCGGCAGGAGAUGAGGAAGACAAGUCAAAGAAAGGGAGCAAAGCGAAAAAGAAAGAGAAACGGCAGAGGGAACCACGGUUUGCCUUCCUGACUAAGAGCGAAGUGGAUCACCUUGAAGACGGAUACAGAUGGAGAAAGUACGGACAGAAGGCAGUCAAGAACAGCCCUUAUCCUAGAAGUUAUUAUAGAUGCACUACUCAAAAGUGCGUAGUAAAGAAGCGCGUCGAGAGAUCAUUUCAAGAUCCAUCUAUUGUGAUCACAACAUAUGAGGGUCAGCACAACCAUCAGUGUCCGGCAACACUCCGGGGAAAUCUCAAUCUCAAUGCCGUUGGAAUGCUGUCCCCUAAUUCCCUUUUGACAUCUGCGUCUCUCAAUGGAUCAGCGAGAUUUCAACAUGAAUUCUUAACUCAGUUUCUCCCAAUGAACAACCAAUUGCAAUUGCAAUUGCAAAGCCAUCAUCAUCAGGAUGAUCACCAAGCAAGUAAUUCCAUGAUAUAUUCAAACCUCGUGGCCCCUCGCCCUCAUCAUCAUCAGCAGCAGCAUCAGCGGCAGCAUCAGCGGCAGCAGCUACAUGUUCCUGACUAUGGGUUAUUGCAAGAUUUAGUUCCUUCAUUUGGUCACAAGCAAGAGCCAUGAAUUUCAUGAUCACUACUUUAUGAUAUUUUCAGUUUCUCACUCAUGAGUACAUCUUUUCCUAUCUCAUUAUUGCAAUACUGUCUAAUAUGUACGCUUUCUCUCUGGUCAUCUCUCUUCUUUUAGCACUUAGAUUUCCUUUGAUAUGUGGACUAGGAGACAGUAUGGCUCUCAAGAAUAGCAUUCAAUGCCUACGUACUAGUGUACUUCUGACUAUUGCAUGGAGUGCACAUCUAUACAUAUAUUUAAAUAUAAGUUGUUCUUGUUCUUAAAAAGCAGACUUUUAAUACAUAUUAAGCCU
This is a messenger RNA of Prunus mume (Japanese apricot), 1530 nucleotides long. RefSeq lists its product as uncharacterized. Gene Ontology annotation, molecular function: DNA-binding transcription factor activity; sequence-specific DNA binding. Lineage: Eukaryota; Viridiplantae; Streptophyta; Magnoliopsida; Rosales; Rosaceae. The record is from RefSeq and is a predicted model, not a curated record. Gene Ontology annotation, biological process: regulation of DNA-templated transcription.